AUGGAAUCCAAGAGCGUCAAAUGUUUUCUUAAUGCCAAAACAAUUCUAGUCACCGGUGUAACCGGUUUCCUGAGAAAAAUUUUUGUGGAAAAGAUACUCAGAGUUCAGCCAAAUGUGAAGAAGCUGUAUCUUCUUCUGAAAGCUAAGAAUUGUGAAUCUGCAAACCAACGUUUCAACGAUGAGAUUAUAGGAAAAGACUUGUUUACAUUGCUGAAGGAAAAUCAAGGUAUAAAAUUCAACUCCUUUGUCUCUGAAAAGGUGACUAUAGUACCCGGAGACAUUUCACUAGAAGACUUGAAUUUGAAGGAAUCAAUUCUAGAGGAGGAGAUUUGUAAUCAAGCAAAUAUUAUUGUUAAUUUGGCUGCAUCAACUAAAUUUGAUGAAAGAUACGAUGUUGCAUUGAAUAUAAAUGCAUUAGGAGUCAAGAAUGUUUUGGACUUUGCCAAAAAAUGUGUUAAACUAGAGGUGGUUGUCCAUGUUUCAACAGAUAAAGUUGCUGCUAAGGAGGCUAAGAUUGAAGCAUUAACCGUUGAUGGGUGA
Molecule: messenger RNA, 540 nt
Organism: Trifolium pratense (red clover)
Lineage: Eukaryota; Viridiplantae; Streptophyta; Magnoliopsida; Fabales; Fabaceae
Product: fatty acyl-CoA reductase 3-like
Exons: 5
Coding region: 1-540 (179 amino acids)
Biological process (GO): suberin biosynthetic process; long-chain fatty-acyl-CoA metabolic process
Cellular component (GO): intracellular membrane-bounded organelle
Molecular function (GO): alcohol-forming very long-chain fatty acyl-CoA reductase (NADP+) activity
Source: RefSeq, a predicted model, not a curated record